AGGCACACAAGGGUUAAAACGCUGAGAGCUGCAGAGCUGGAGCCUGGAUCAUAUCUGUUAUUGUAUCCCAGGCUUACCUUAUCCUCUCUAAUCUUAAAUAUAUAGAUGCUGGCUUAGCAACUUAGCCCUGAGUGUGAUCUGCUGGAUGCUGGGAGCUAGUUGUCCAAGGAGAGCCCUACUCAGUAGGUGGAAACGUGUCUUGUACGAGACUAAAGGAAUUCCAGGUCCAGAUCUCAUGGGGUCAAACUGAGGAACCGCCAGGAACCAAGUUCUAGAAGAUCAGUGCUUUGUCUUAGUGGAGGAGGCAGAAGAUCUCUCAAGGGUUACCAUGAACAUCAUUGGGAGUUACCAGCACCACCAUAUGAUGCCUGAACCUUUUAUCUUUACUCCCACCUCCAGAUGUCACCAGGAAAGACCUUACUUCCAGGGAUGGGUCCUCAACCCAGGAGAAGUGUCACCAGAAUUUGCCACCCAGCCUCCCUACAGCCCUGAAUAUGGCACUGUAGGCCCAUCCCAGACCGGCACCCGCCUGGAGGCCCUGACUGGUAGACUGAGCAGGAGGAAGGGGGUCCCCCCUAAAAAGGAGAGGAGAAGGACAGAAAGUAUUAACAGUGCCUUUGCAGAACUUAGAGAAUGUAUCCCAAAUGUGCCAGCCGACACCAAACUCUCAAAAAUCAAGACCCUCAGGCUGGCCACUAGCUACAUUGGCUACUUGAUGGACGUUCUGGCCAAAGAUACAGAGCCUGGGGGCACGGAGGGCUUUAAGGCUGAGCUCAAGAAAGUAGAAAGCAGAGACUGCAAAAGGAAAAGAGAAGGGAGUGAAGGAUUCUGGGGUAAUAGUCCAGCAGGAGAGAAGAAGAUGAAGGGUCGGACAGGGUGGCCACAACAGGUCUGGGCCUUAGAACUGAACCCUUAAAAGUUGCCUUAAUUACCCUGAAUGCACUGUAACUGCCUUACAGAAUCAUAGACAAAUGGAAGCUAAUAACUGAGCACUCUUCUUAAGGCUGGGUAGGAAAGGACAGACAAACUUAUGUGCAAUUUAAAAAAUCUAUUUCUUUGGACAAUUGUAGGAUUUUUUUUUUUCUUUUGUGAAGACAGGAUUGUGCACAAAUGAUUACCAUGUGUUUGCGUGAGAAGUCUGCAAAUUAUAAACUGCCUUCAAUGGAUCUAUAUGUAAAGAACCAAAGAAUGUAUAUAACAAUAUAAUAGGUUGGACUGUUUAUAUAUUGUCACUAUGUCUCAGGGAUCUUGUUUUUUUUUUUUUAUAUACUUUUCAUACACACUUAUAUGCUUGAGCAAGUUUUUAAAAAACAUUUUGCAUAGAGAUAUAAAACACAGAAUUGAAAAAUGUUCCCAACAACAAAUGCAGAAAAUAUUUUACAUCUUAAUAUGUGGUCGUUAUUAAGAUUUUUGUGCACUGUGAGCUACUUUUUGGACAUUAUAAUAUGUGCAAUCAAUAUAAAUAUAUAUAUAUGUAUAGAAUAAUGAAAUAGUGGUCAUGGGCAGUCUCCCCAAAACAGCAUUGUCUCCUAAGCCAAAAUACAUUUUUAGUCAAAUCAAGUUUUCUUAUUUUUUUUUUUUUUUUAAGUUAAUGCAUCAGGGAAACAAUUCUGUAGCCAGCUUCAAGCUCAUAAAAUGGUCAGUAAAUUAGAAGCAAAGUGUUGAUAUAUACUACCAUGCUGAUUUCCUAUAGGGGGGGGGGGUCCUCCUUCUACAAAUUGUGCCCUUUCUAGUCUUCUCUAAUGAGUGGUUUCUUAAUUGAUAUUUUCAGCUAAACUGACUAGAAUAUCUAUUUUUUGCUGUGUGUAAAUAAUAAAAAAAGAAAAUAUUUUUCAAAGUUAAAA
Molecule: messenger RNA, 1844 nt
Organism: Rana temporaria (common frog)
Lineage: Eukaryota; Metazoa; Chordata; Amphibia; Anura; Ranidae
Gene: HAND1
Product: heart and neural crest derivatives expressed 1
Exons: 2
Coding region: 329-916 (195 amino acids)
Biological process (GO): regulation of transcription by RNA polymerase II; heart development
Molecular function (GO): RNA polymerase II transcription regulatory region sequence-specific DNA binding; protein dimerization activity; DNA-binding transcription factor activity, RNA polymerase II-specific
Source: RefSeq, a predicted model, not a curated record